GAAAUGCAAUCAUGAUGUCUAAAAUUGUUCUUAUAUUAUUUUCAUUAUAUCUACCAAUAUGGAGUUCUAGAAUAAAAGAAGUACUUAAUUUAAAAAAUAUCUAUUUUUCAUCAUUAACUGAAACUUUGAAAAACCACAGCCAGCAGUCCGAUCAAAUAAAUGCUAUGCCAGUGGCGUUAGAAAGAUGGCAAAAUAAAUUAUUUUUGGUCACGCCAAGGUUCAAACAAAAUAUACCAGCUACUCUAUCAUACAUUGAUAUCUCAAAUAUCGAAGAAUUGAAAAAUAAAACGCCAAUCUUAAUCCCUUAUCCUAAUCAAAAGGUUCAUGAUAUAUCUGAACACAAUUUAACUUCUGUAGCUAUAGUUCGCGCUGAUGUAUGUGACCGCUUAUGGAUUCUAGAUAAUGGAAAAGUAAAUAAUAAACGAGAAAUGGCCACUACAAUACAUGUAUAUAAUUUAAAAACAAAUAUACACAUGCGUACAUACAGUCUGGGGCAUUUAACCAAUACAAAUUCGGAUUUCAACAAUAUGGUUGUAGAUGUGACGUCUUCUACUUGCGAAGACGCUUAUGCUUACAUACCAGACAGUGAUACUUAUCGGUUAAUAGUUUACAGUUGGAAGACAAAUGAUUCAAUGUCGCUGACGCAUAAUUAUUUUCAUUUUGAUCCUAUUUGCGGUGAUAUUGAUUUAGGAGAAGUGCAUUAUCAGUCGCAAAAAGGUCUAUUCGGAAUAGCACUGUCCCCAAUGGGGAGGAAUGGUUACAGAACGGUUUACUUUCAUAGCAUUGCAAGUACUAUGGGAUUUGCCGUUAGCUCCAAAACGCUACAUGAUUGGCAAUAUGAAAAAAAUAAAAAUGUUUACGAAUUCAAAGUUAUGGGAUCGAGAGGAAUAAAUAAACAAGCGACAUCUUCAACGUUUGAUAUAGAAACUGGAGUUUUGUUUUACGGUUUACUAAUACAGAACACCAUAGGAUGUUGGAAUUCGUACAGUGGAGAAGAAUACAAUGAACAUACACAAAGCCUUAUCACUUUGGAUAAGGAUCAAGAUAUGUAUCCAUCCGAUGUUAAAGUCGAUAGAACGGGAAAUUUAUGGGUAUUAUCAAACACAUUACCAAUUUACACCCACAAUAACUUUGAACAAAAUUUAGUUCAUGUUAAAAUUUACAUGACUCCUGUCCGCCAAGUUAUUAAAGGAACAAUUUGUGAUGAAAUGUAAACUAGGUAUUGUAACUAACUGUAUACCUGAAUGAAAAGUUUCUCCUUUUAAUUUAAAAAUAAAUAAUGUCUGG
This is a messenger RNA of Adelges cooleyi (spruce gall adelgid), 1287 nucleotides long. Its product is annotated as protein yellow-like. NCBI's taxonomy places the organism in Eukaryota, Metazoa, Arthropoda, Insecta, Hemiptera, Adelgidae. The coding region runs from base 12 to 1214 and encodes 400 amino acids. Gene Ontology annotation, cellular component: extracellular region. The record is from RefSeq and is a predicted model, not a curated record. The transcript has 3 exons.